GACUGCCUGGUGCUGAACGUUUUCGUGCAGCGGUGGCGCCUCCCCAGCGAGCAGUGCACGGGCGCCGACGUGGUUGGCACGUGCGGCCGAGGCGAACAGGCGAACGCAGAGGCGCUGGCGCCCGUACUCGUCUACAUCCACGGCGGCUCUGGGAUGCACGGCGCGGCGCACAAUCCGGGCGCCAGCGGAGCGGACCUCGCUGAGAGCCAGGACCUCGUCUGCAUCGACGUUAACUACAGGCUGGGGAUCCUGGGGUUCUUGGCGCAUCCGGAGCUGUCCGCCGAGGACGCCGAGGCCGCGCAGGCGGGCGACCCGUGGGGCGGCUCCGGCAGCUACGCGUUGCUCGACCAGGUCGCCGCCCUGGAGUGGGUGCAGCAGCACGCCGCGAGCUUCGGCGGGGACCCGGACCGGGUCACCACGCCGCCGCCGCAAACCGCCCCCCCCCCCCGCGCGUACCUGGGCAACUUCGCGCGGCACGGCGACCCGAACGGCGCGGGCCUGCCCGCCUGGCCGGCCAAGUCGCCGGGCAGCGCGCUCUACCUGGAGGUCGGGUCGGGCCCGAAGGCCAAGGCGCUCUCCGAGAGAGACCGGCGGAGGCAUCGCCUCCUCGGCUGUCACUACUUCUCCGGACGGGUCCUCGCGGAGGUCCAGCGCGGCGAGCCCGCGGCCGGGAGGCCGCCGCUGGGGUACGCGUGCGGGUGGCCCGAGGCCUGA
This is a messenger RNA of Prorocentrum cordatum, 714 nucleotides long. The record is from the annotation of a GenBank genome assembly. Lineage: Eukaryota; Dinophyceae; Prorocentrales; Prorocentraceae.